UUAUUUUUCUAUGGUUGUCAAUUACGGAAAAAAACGUUUGUUAUUGUUUGAAAAAUAAUUAAACCUUACAAGAAAAAUUUGUUUUAAAGUGAUUUUACAGUAGUGAUACACAGUAAUUUGAAGAGAAAAGUGUCAUUUACGUAUCGUGCUUUUAAGAAUCAAAAAAUAUUCGUUUAUCUUAUUUUUUAAGGUUAUUAUUCUACUCAACUGUUAUAUUUUGAAUUUGCAUUGCACAAAGGAUUUCAUUUUCGUUAACAAAAAACUACACGAAGGAAAAGAAAAUUCACAAAAAUGUCAAAGCGAAAAGGAGUAACAUUAGAUGAAAAGCGAUCAAGACUUCUUCAAAUAUUUUAUGAGAAAAGAGAAUUUUUCACUCUCAAGGAAUUGGAGAAAAUUGCUCCCAAGGAAAAAGGAAUUGUCGUUCAAUCUGUUAAAGAUGUAUUACAAAAUUUAGUUGAUGAUGGUCUUGUUCAUUCUGACAAAAUUGGAACAUCUAUUUAUUUUUGGGCAUUUCCUGGAGAAAAGAUCACUUCGUUGGAAAAUCGGAUAGCAGAAGCAAAAAGAAAAAUUGUCGAGGCAGAAUUUAAGAUAAGGAAACUCAAUGAAGAAAUUGAGAAAGAAAAGGCAGGUAAAGAAGACAGUGAGGAGAAACAAAUUCUAUUAAAAGAGAUUGAAGAACUGAAAAGAAGUGAAGCUGAUCUCCUCGGUCUUAUAGAUAAAUUCAAAGACAUUGAUCCCGCAGAAAUUGCUAAAUUAGCCGAACAAUCAGAGUUGUACAAAGAUGCAGCAAACACAUGGACAGACAACAUAUAUGCAAUUCAAAGUUGGUGCAAAAAUAAAUUCGACAUUGAACGCGAAUUUCUCAAUAAACAAUUUAACAUUCCAGAUGAAUUAGAAUAUUUAGAUUAGAUUAAAAAAUACAAGACUGCAAUUAUA
Molecule: messenger RNA, 936 nt
Organism: Leptopilina boulardi
Lineage: Eukaryota; Metazoa; Arthropoda; Insecta; Hymenoptera; Figitidae
Product: meiotic nuclear division protein 1 homolog
Exons: 5
Coding region: 292-909 (205 amino acids)
Biological process (GO): reciprocal meiotic recombination
Cellular component (GO): nucleus
Molecular function (GO): double-stranded DNA binding
Source: RefSeq, a predicted model, not a curated record